CGUGUUUUUGAAGUUACUUUUAAAGAGCCUGUCUUAAGAUGGAUUGAUCAACAGUCUGAGGUUGUCCUAAGUCAUGUACGAUGAUUUUUAAGAAGAUAGUUUUCAAGAAAUGUCAUUUUUCUUAAGUUUUGUCUUAAGACAAAAUAAUACUUCCAAAGUUGCAGCGCUGAAAGUUCAAUGCAAACAGAGAUAUCGUCUUUUAAAAUUCUGGAAGUUUAAUGCCUACAAAAACAGCUGGUAAGGGACUACAACGAACUACUUCCCGAGUCUGAUACGUCACAGACUCAGAUAAACCCCGCGCUUGGGAACAUGUAAGGAAGGGGGCGGGGCCAUGCUGUGCUGCUUUAGAGAAGACGAAGAGAAAACUAGGGGUGCACGUAAAAUCUAUUCAUAUAUGAAUGACGAUUCUGUCUUCUAACGAUUCUAAUGGAUUCACAAGUUUCAAAAUUAACGUUCUAAAACAGCGGUUCUCAAUCCUGUUCCUUGUGUCGCUCUGCAUCUCUCUCUCUCUCUCUCUCUCUCUCUCUCUCAUUCAGAUCAUCAGAUCAGCUCCAACAAACUGUUCCAAUUAUACAUUUUCACAUAGCAAGAAGCGUUAUACAUAGGGCUGGACAAUAAUUCAAUAUCAAUAUAUAUCGCGAUAUUUUUUUUUUCAAUAACGGUGAUAUGAUUUUAAACACAUUUUCGAUAUUUUGAUUUUUUUUUUUAUAUUUCGAUAUACAUAACAGCAUUUGUCACUGACUGACGUUAGGCGCGCAGCCGUCAGAAAGAGCAGAACACCAUUGGCUACUUUCGUGAUGACGUACACCGCAGAGUCACGCAACCAGUGCUCAGCACAGCAGUAGUAGGCUGAUCUCCAACGCGGCAAAUUUUAGCUACAAAAUGAGCGCCCCUGACCGCAAUACAAAUGUGACUGAACGAGCUUCCACAAGUGAGGAGAAAUCAGACGAAAUGGUUGAUAAGAGAGGAAAGACUAAUUCAGUGGUAUGGAAGUGGUUCGGCUAUUUGAGAUCUGAUAAACUUCAGGUUUCAGCGUGCUGCAAAAUGUGCCGGAGAGUAGUGCCGACUAGCAGCGGGAACACAUCAAAUCUGUUCCACCAUCUGAAGCAGUUCCACCCGAUAGAACAUUCUGAGAGUCAGAAGAUGAGGCACCAUAAAAGUUUAAGCCAACAACGUGUCCCUCAAACAACACCACCAUCGUCAUCCCCAACACCAGUUGUGUCAAAAGAGAAACCCAUGCAGCAAACGAUCGCUGCAUUCAUGCCUUAUGACAAACAGUCUAAACGUCAUAAAGACAUUACAAAGGCUGUAACAAACUUCUUUGCUAAGGACAUGAUGCCGUUUACUACGGUGGAAGACGUGGGCUUCAGGAAAAUGAUUUCAAUCAUCAACCCAAGAUGCGAGCUCCCUGGGCGAAAAUAUUUUUCACGCGCAGCUAUCCCUGCACUUUAUGGUGAAGUUAGGGAAAGGGUGGAGGAACAACUGAAGUCUGUGUCAUAUUUCGCGACCACAGCUGACCUGUGGUCAAGCCGAACCUCAGAACCAUACUUGAGCCUGACAGUCCACUUUAUUGAUCAAGAUUGGAAGCUUGUCAGCUUAUGCCUUCAGACGGUCUACUUUCCUGAGGAUCACACGGGCGAAUCAAUUGCAGCCUCCUGGGGACUCCGCGAGGACCGGCAGGUCUGCAUCACCACAGAUAGCGGGACCAGUAUCAUCAAAGCCGCUGAGUUGAACAGAUGGACAAGACUACAAUGCUUCGGGCAUCGACUGAACUCUGCUAUUGGUGUGUUUGGUGUUGAUCCAGAUGGAGUGAAGACGGUGAUAGAGGGAGACUCUCUUACUGUACAGACUGGUUUUACUGAAAUGCAGAAAGACGGUCUAACAGAGUGGAAAUUUAACAACACCAACAUCGCAACAAUCAAUAAAGGAACUGGUAAAGUUGAAUACAGUGAUGAUAAACUGAUGAAGAUGUUUAGCGGCAGACUUAAUCUGGAUCAAGCUGGAUUUCUCACCAUCUGGAACAUCAGAAUCAAACACUCGGGUGAAUAUAAAGUAGAGAGUACCAGCAGCGUAGGGACCAAAUCCAAAACUUUCAAAGUUAUUGUGGAAGAAUCUCCACUCAAAUCUGUCGAAGAUAAAGAUGAAAUAAAGGUAUUGUCAGCCACGAAGGGAAGUUCUGAGACUCUACACACUGAUGCUGAACUACAGAAACAUGAUCUAAUACUGUGGAGAUUUGGAGCUGAAGGAUCUCUCAUUGCUAAAGGUGAUACAGAAGACAAUCACACAGCUUACUAUGAUGGUGACGAUGGGAGAUUCAGAGGCAGACUGGAGAUGGACAGUAAGACUGGAUCGCUGACCAUCACAGACCUCGAAACUGAGCAUACUGGAGAAUUUAGACUAAAGAUCAUCAGCGACAGAAGGAUCGUGUUCAAAAGAUUCACUGUUACUGUCUCUGGUCUGUCUCCAGGUGCUGUAGCAGGAAUAUGUAUUGGUGUUCUGCUGAUCGCUGCAGCAGCUGUAGCAGCUGGUGUUAUGAUUUAUUGUCGAAGCGAUCACUUCAAAUUAAAAAAUCUCAUGUCGAAGGUCUCUAAACAACUAGAGCAAAUGUCGAAGAUGACUAAACAACUAGAGCAAAUGACCAAGACCAAUGAAAAAGACCUGGCGAAGAUCUCUGUACAAAUAAAUAAAAUGGAUGAAGUGAAUGUGAGUGGAAAUGAAAAACAGGAGCUCUAUGGAAAACUAAAACUAAUGUCGGAGGACUAUGAAAAAGCAUUGCCCAAGAUCUCUAAACAACUAGCGCGACUGCGUGAACAGAAGAUCCCAGAACGACUGUUCGAGCUUUCUGAACAAGUAAACCAACUGAAUGAUACGGAGACGUCUCAACAGGAAAUAUGUGCUGAUAUCCCACAAGAAGAGACACCGAGACCAGAGAUCAGAGAUGGUGAAAGGGAACGGUUCAUUGUUGUUGAAGAGACUGCCAUAAGUAAAGCGUUUGGUGCUGCUAAGAUAUUGAGAGACAGUCAGGGCAGGAAGAGCAUUGCAAUCAGAGCUGAAGAUGAUGAAGUUCAUACACAUGAUGAUGUGAAGAUCUCUGAACAAGAAACAAGUGAAGAGACACCGAGAUCAGAGAUCAGAGAAGGUGAAAGGGAACGGAUCAUGUAUGUUGAAGAGACUCCUAUAAGUAAAGUGCUUGGUACUGAUAAGAGAUUGAGAGACAGACAGGGCAAAAAGAGCAUUGUAAUCCAUAAAACCAAUACUGAAGACGCUGCAGUUGAAACACAUGGAUCGGAUGGAAAAGCUCCCGAAAAUGAGCUGAAAGAAGAAUCAACAGGAAAAGAAGUAAAUGAAGAAACGGCUUUAAUGAGCCAAAAGGAAGAGGAUGAACCAAAUGAGUAGAUAUAGAAGAGCUCAGUUUAGUGAGAUAAGACACGCCCACCAGUGUCAAUCACUGUGAUAUCAUCGACAUUUCAUCUCAGUCUUUCACAAGCCUCUAGAAUCCAUCAGUCAAAGUGCAAAAAGCUUUUUGGUUUCAGAUGAACAGGGAAAUGUGUUGAUAAAAAUGUCAUAUAUGACUAUUAAUGUUACUCUACAUACUUCUUACUCUAAGAUGUGUUUUACCUCAGAAAUAUCUGUCAAACCACUGUAUGUGCUGUUCACGGUUUAUGUUCUCGUUCAGCUCUGAUCCCAGUGUCUCUAAUGAUCACAUGACCUUCUCCUCGUGUGUAGAAAUUCAUCAGACUGUAUACAAGAGACACACAGUAUUCAGUGUCAAUGUGACACUUUUGUUGCAGAAAUUAACCAACUAAGUUACUCUAUUUUCAUUUAAACUGAAAACUUUGCAUGUGUUAUGCUAUAUUAAAUAACAAUGCUUAAAUAUGUUAUCCAAAGAUAUAUUUUAAAGAAAUCAUCCUUUAAUCAAAGUACAAAUUUGACCUGAAUUUAGAGUGUAUUACGUCCAGAGACGUAUUUGUUUCCAUUUAGCAGGAAGUACUAGCUGCCAGCUGCCUCCAAUGAUUGGUUGCCUACUGUGAUUGGAAGAAUUUAAGCCUUGUUGAUUGGGUUUCUCUUCAGUGUUAUUGUGUUUACAUUCUUGUUGUAAUUGGUGUUUAUGACAAGAAAUACUUUCUGGGUUGUAAGCUAUUAUUUGUUCGUGUAUUGUUCUUAAUUAGUUUAUAUUGUUAGGUCUUUGGGAAUUGGUUAGUAGAGAGGUGGGUGCCAUUUUCUUUUGAACUUCUUGUCUCCUGUUUAAGCUAUUUGGGGAGUUAGUGUAAUUUGUUGUAUUUGUUUUCUUUUCUUUUAAUAGUUUAGUUUUUCUCUCUACUGGUUAGAUGGGUUAUGCUUGUUGUUUUGGCCUUUGUCCCCUCGUGAAACAUUGGGAUCCUCCCACAUUUAUAAAAUAAACUUGUUUUUUA
Molecule: messenger RNA, 4412 nt
Organism: Onychostoma macrolepis
Lineage: Eukaryota; Metazoa; Chordata; Actinopteri; Cypriniformes; Cyprinidae
Exons: 20
Coding region: 883-3396 (837 amino acids)
Molecular function (GO): DNA binding
Source: RefSeq, a predicted model, not a curated record